Messenger RNA from Stegastes partitus (bicolor damselfish), 3326 nucleotides. It is a transcript of the gene clockb, whose product is annotated as clock circadian regulator b. The transcript has 24 exons. Gene Ontology annotation, biological process: regulation of transcription by RNA polymerase II; circadian regulation of gene expression. Bases 503 to 3223 code for a protein of 906 amino acids. NCBI's taxonomy places the organism in Eukaryota, Metazoa, Chordata, Actinopteri, Pomacentridae. Gene Ontology annotation, molecular function: DNA-binding transcription factor activity, RNA polymerase II-specific; E-box binding; protein dimerization activity. The record is from RefSeq and is a predicted model, not a curated record. Gene Ontology annotation, cellular component: nucleus; cytoplasm; CLOCK-BMAL transcription complex.
GUGUGCCCGUGGGAACCGUGUAUAUGUGUGUACAUACAUCUGCCGCGAAAAAUGUUUCCACCGUCGCCGCUUUUGGACAUUUCUGUGCCGCCGACGUUCACGGUUUUGUCGGCUUUUGCGAGGACCUUGCCCCGCGCGGAUGUUUAGACGCGGUUCUCUCGCGGUGUUUGCGGACCAACGGUAAGGUGUGGCUUACACAUGAAGAUUUGUCAGUGCCUGGAAGGCUAGGAUCUAAAACAGUUUGUUUUGCAUGCAAGAGACAUUCCAGAAAGUUUGCUUGACCACCAUGUCUUUUCUGCAUUCUGGUGCACUCUCGUGACCCCAAUGACCUCAACACCACUUUUGACUGUAGAGUCAGCUUUCACCCCAAACCCUUUCUACAACCCCUGAGAAAAGACGUUGACUGACCGUGUGCAUAAGCUGCAGUGGGGCGGUCUUCCAAAUGCCUACCUCACGCCUAAAGAACAAAUCACUGCAGCCACAGCCCUGAUCAGCAGCCACCAUGACAUCAAGCAUAGCGGAUGAUUGUAGCAUCUUUGAUGGGUUGAUGGAAGAAGAUGAAAAGGACAAAGCAAAACGCGUGUCCCGUAACAAGUCAGAGAAGAAACGGAGAGACCAGUUCAAUGUCCUCAUCAAGGAACUUGGCACAAUGUUGCCGGGCAACACAAGGAAGAUGGACAAGUCCACCAUCCUGCAGAAAAGCAUUGACUUCCUGUGUAAACACAAAGAGAACGCAGCUCAGUCAGAGUCGAGUGAGAUCAGGCAGGACUGGAAGCCUCCAUUUCUUAGCAAUGAAGAGUUCACCCAGCUCAUGCUGGAGGCUCUGGAUGGGUUCUUUAUAGCAAUAAUGACUGAUGGUAACAUCCUCUACGUCUCUGAGAGUGUCACCUCAUUACUAGAACACCUACCGGCGGACUUGGUGGACCAGAACCUGUUAAACUUCCUGCCAGUUGGGGAACACUCCGAAGUGUACAAGGCUCUGUCCACACAUCCCACUGACCCAGAGAGCCUUAGCACCGAUUACCUGAAGACUAAGAACCAUAUGGAGUUCUGCUGUCAUAUGCUGCGAGGGGCCAUUGACCCCAAACAACCCCCUGUCUAUGAAUAUGUUAAGUUCAUCGGCAACUUCAAGUCUCUCAAUAAUGUACCCAAUGUUACGAGGAACGGUCUGGCAGGGGUGUUACAGCGGUCACUACAACCUGCCUUCGAUGACCAAGUGUGCUUUGUAGCCACAGUCCGGCUGGCCAAACCUCAAUUUAUCAAGGAAAUGUGUACAGUGGAGGAGCCAAAUGAAGAAUUCACCUCCAGGCACAGUUUAGAAUGGAAAUUCCUCUUCUUAGAUCAUAGAGCUCCACCAAUCAUAGGCUACCUGCCUUUUGAGGUUCUGGGAACAUCAGGGUACGACUAUUACCAUGUGGACGACCUGGAGACGCUAGCCAAAUGUCACGAACACUUGAUGCAGUAUGGUAAAGGGAAGUCAUGCUACUACCGUUUCCUGACUAAAGGUCAACAGUGGAUCUGGCUACAGACACACUACUACAUCACCUAUCAUCAGUGGAACUCCCGACCAGAGUUUAUUGUGUGCACUCACACAGUAGUCAGCUAUGCAGAGGUGAGGGCAGAACAACGCAGAGAGCUUGGCAUUGAGGAGUCUAAUCCAGAAGUCACUGUGGAUAAGAGCCAGGACUCUGGCUCAGAGUCACAGCUCAACACAUCCAGCUUGAAGGAGGCUCUGGAGCGAUUUGACCACAGCCGAACACCCUCAACCUCCUCGCGAAGCUCCCGCAAGUCCUCAUCACAUGUCUCUGACAACACUUGCACUUCUUCCAAGCUACACAUGGAUACCGCCACGCCUCCUCGGCAGUCGCUGGCCUCCACCAUGGAGAUGACAUCACAGCGUCGCUCAUCCAUCAGCAGCCAGUCUAUGAGCUCUCAGACCACAGGACAGAGUGUAACUCCAGGCAUGAUAACUCAACAGCAGCAGCAGCAGCAGCAGCAGCAGCAGCAGCAGCAACAGCAACAGCAACAGCAACAGCAACAGCAACAACAACAACAACAGCAACAACAACAACAACCACAGCAGCUCCAGGCAAAUGUACAGCCGGUAAUGGAGUUCUCGGCGCAGGUGAAUGCCAUGCAGCACCUAAAAGAGCAACUAGAACAGAGGACCAGAAUGAUCCAGGCCAACAUUCAGCGACAGCAGGAGGAGCUACGACACAUCCAGGAGCAGCUGCAGAGAGUCCAGGGACAGGGCAUACAAAUGUUGCUGCAGCAGCAGGGCGGAGCGAUGAAUGUACAGCUCCCUCAGGUUGGGUCGGUCCAGCAAGCAACCACUUUGACCAAUCAGGUCCAGCAAACAACGAUUAACCCUGUCCAUUCAGGGACUCAGCAGCUUACCAUCCAGCAGCAAGCUCCUCCUCCUCAACAGAACUUACAGCAGCAAACCAACGCCCUCGCACAGCCCCAGCGUCAGCCCCAACAACCUUCCCAGGCUCAGCCCCAGACUCAGGGCUCUGUAUCGGCUCCGUUAUACAACACCAUGAUGAUUUCCCAGCCAGGACAGCCAAAUGUGCUGCAGAUCAGCACCAGCCUGCCACAAACCAACACACAGCAAGGUACAACUGUGGCAACCUUCACACAGGACCGACAGAUCCGAUUCCCAGCAGGGCAGCAGCUGGUGACCAAGCUAGUAACAGCUCCCAUGCAUGCAUGUGGUGCAGUCAUGGUGCCCACCUCUAUGUUCAUGGGGCAGGUGGUCACUGCAUACAACCCCUUUGGUGGUCAGCAGCAGGGAGGGCAGACCCAAACCCUGACCCUACAACCGGCCCAGCCGCCUCAAGGUCAGCCCGACGGUCAAAACCAGACAGCUGUUGUGGCACAGAGCAGCCAACAGGGGCAGCAGCAACAACAACAAUUCCUACAGGGCACUCGUCUGCUCCAUAGUAACCAGUCCACCCAGCUGAUACUACAGGCAGCUUUCCCACUCCAACAACAGGGAACUUUCACCCAAGCAACACAUCCCCAGCAAACACAGCAGCAACAGCAACAACAACAACAACAGCAGCAGCAGCAGCAGCAAAGACAACAGCAGCAACAACAACAACAACAGCAGCAACAAUCUCACCACCAGAGGCACCAGCAGCAGCUAAAACCGCAGCCCCAGAAACAGCCGAAAGCCCCAUCAACACACAGGACUGACAGUGUCAGCAGCCAACCACAGUGAAGUCUUCGGGAAAAUAUGUCAAGUGAGAAAAUCUGGGGAACUGAAACUCUUAAGGGAUUGCUGCAUACAUUAGUUUUGGUUGUGUGGCUGUCACGAACCCCCC